CAAUGGGCGUAACAAGGAAAGGUAAGCAACGCCAGAUAGUUUCACUUUUUUAUUUAACUUAGGAUUCAAUUAAAAUUCAAUGAAAAAUUCCUUCUCAGAAUCUUUUUUCAGUGACUUGUCAGUCAUGUGCGCAGGUGCGCAUUGUUCAAACAUUUUUGGUAAGUGUUUUGCGCCACCUUGUGUAAGAUUUCGACUAUUGUUUACACAGACGCCACCUGCUUGGACAAAAUGGUGUCACUAAUGUGCACCCUUCAGCAUCAUGGAGAUGACAUCAACUGGUGCGCGUUCUCGCCCACUUUGCUGGAUACUUGUUCAGGGGACAAAACCAUACGUGUGUAUGACUCCGCUGACUUUUCGGAACUUCAGUUUUCGCCCCUCUCAGGUCAUGGCUAUGCGGUUCACUGCUGCUGCUUCAGUACCUGUGGCCGGUACAUUGUCACGUGCUCUACCGAUGGCUCUACCAUUAUUUGGAGCAUGGAAACAGGAGAGAUGGUGUCGACUUUUGAACCAUUGUUGAUAGCAGAUUUUCGCCACUGCGCGCUCUCGCCAGACUCGACCUUCCUCGUGGCAGGUGCAUCAGAUGGAACCGUGGUCCUUUGGGCCUUCCACUCAAAAACAAUACGUAGCCAUGGAGCCGUUAGCGAAGCUACGGUGCUAGCCCUCUGCUUCUCACCGAACGGAUUGGUGUUCGUCACGGGGUGUAGUUAUGGAGACAUCAAAUUAUGGGAUGUGGACAUGAGGCUGCUCUUCACUGAGAAGUAUGCCCACGACCUUUGCGUGGCCUGCUGUCAGUUCGCUGCCCAGAAUGAGAUUGAGGGGGCCAGGGAGCUGCUGCGUCUGGGCUCCUGUGGGCAGGACGUCCGGGCUGCGUCUGGGCUCCUGUGGGCAGGACGUCCGGGCUGCGUCUGGGCUCCUGUGGGCAGGACGUCCGGGCUGCGUCUGGGCUCCUGUGGGCAGGACGUCCGGGCUGCGUCUGGGCUCCUGUGGGCAGGACGUCCGGGCUGCGUCUGGCCUCCUGUGGGCAGGACGUCCGGGCUGCGUCUGGGCUCCUGUCGGCAGGACGUCCGGGCUGCGUCUGGGUUCCUGUGGGCAGGACGACGUCCGGGCUGCGUCUGGGCUCCUGUGGGCAGGACGUCCGGGCUGCGUCUGGGCUCCUGUGGGCAGGACGUCCAGGUGAAGCUCUGGAUCUUCUCUCAGCACUCUGGAGAAGACCGGAUGACUCGGCUGCUGUGCACUCUGACAGGCCAGUCUGCUCCUGUUCUCUUCUGUGCCUUCUCCUCUGACGGUGACAUGCUUGUCUCUGGCUCUGUGGAUAAAUCGGUCACGGUCUAUGAUGCGAACCAGGGGGUCCUGCUGCACAGUUUGAAGCAGCAUGAAAGGUAUGUGACUGCCGUGGAUUUUUCCCCCACCAGACCCUGGAUGGCCUCUGGCCUCUGGGAGGGGGAGAGAGGGAGCAGGCUGAAUCUAAGCAGCCCCCAGACCAAGGUUCUCCUGGUGUGGCUGCUCAGGUUCUCCUGGUGUGGCUGCUCAGGUUCUCCUGGUUCUCCUGGUGUAGCUGCUCAGGUUCUCCUGGUGUGGCUGCUCAGGUUCUCCUGGUGUAGCUGCUCAGGUUCUCCUGGUGUAGCUGCUCAGGUUCUCCUGGUGUGGCUGCUCACGUCCCUGACAGGUGAAGGCAUGCUCUAUACAGCCUUGGAGGAUGUCAUCUCAGGCCAGCUGGUUUCGUGCCACGGCUGUCACCAGGGUCGACAGAAGGUGGAGGAGCUUAAGGAUGGGCUGAGUGGCCCCAGGGCCCCUGACGAGUUCCUGUGCCCCAUCACCAGGGAGCUGAUGAGGGAGCCGGUUAUCGCUGCUGACGGUUACUCUUAUGAGCGGGAAGUGAUAGAGAGCACCGUGCUCACCAACCUGCCCCUCCCCAACACCGUGCUCACCCCCAACAGAAGGCUGAAGACGGCCAUCGCUCGCUGGAAGUCCUCCCGGUAGACGCUGCUGGAAGCUGGAAGCAGAGCCUCGGUUCAGUACCAACCACCAUUACUGCCCCAGUAGUCAUUAGGCCCUUGACCAAUAUUGAUGAAAUAAGUGCACUAACACGAAUGUGGAACAUUAAAUUACAUGCUUGUGUGCUUUGUAAAUAGCCAUACAGAAUACGUGUCGCAAUAUUCCAUCAUCUGGACAUUAUAUAGUGGCUUACAGUAAUAUAAACUAGAGAGGUUAACAUUUCUGGGUAAAUUGUGAAGUGUGCUUGAAGCUGGGGCAGUUAAUUUAUUAACUAUGUCACCCCCAAACCUACUGUUUAAAUGAAUACAUGUCCAUAAUGUUCAUAACUAGCCUGUU
This is a messenger RNA of Osmerus eperlanus (European smelt), 2331 nucleotides long. RefSeq names its product WD repeat, SAM and U-box domain-containing protein 1-like. The record is from RefSeq and is a predicted model, not a curated record. Gene Ontology annotation, biological process: protein ubiquitination. Gene Ontology annotation, molecular function: ubiquitin-protein transferase activity; protein binding. NCBI's taxonomy places the organism in Eukaryota, Metazoa, Chordata, Actinopteri, Osmeriformes, Osmeridae.